Bolinopsis microptera is the source of this 1666-nucleotide messenger RNA. RefSeq names its product protein farnesyltransferase subunit beta-like. Gene Ontology annotation, molecular function: protein farnesyltransferase activity. The transcript has a single exon. Lineage: Eukaryota; Metazoa; Ctenophora; Tentaculata; Lobata; Bolinopsidae. The coding region runs from base 51 to 1259 and encodes 402 amino acids. Gene Ontology annotation, cellular component: protein farnesyltransferase complex. Gene Ontology annotation, biological process: protein farnesylation. The record is from RefSeq and is a predicted model, not a curated record.
AUUUAAAUACUUUGUCCUUAUUUCCUAACCUCUUACUUGCUUUACAGGUCAUGGCUCUCUCAUUGGGAAAAGAUAUGGCUAGUUUGCGAAUGCAGUUGGAUGGUCCUGUAACUAUAACUUCUCAGGAGCAAACUGCUGUUGAAGAAUCAGUGGAACAUAUAUAUUCUGCUUGUCAAGGAAGAACAAGACUCAAAGAGACUUUCCCUCUGCACAAAAGUCGGCAUAUAAGCUAUCUACGAAAGGGCCUCCUAAGACUAUCAGAAAACUUUGAAUGCUUAGAUGCUAGUAGACCAUGGUUAUGUUAUUGGAUUUUACACUCUCUGAAUUUAUUGGGUGAUCAAAUAUCGCAAGAGCAGCAGUUAAGAUUAUCUGAGUUUCUAAAGUCUGUCCAAGCUGAUUCUGGUGGUUUCUGUGGUAACAUUGGACACUUGCCACAUCUUGCUACAACAUAUGCUGCAGUUUCAGCCUUAGCUUCACUCGAUUUUGAGCCUUGUUAUGAUAUUAUUGAUACAGACAAGCUCAAGCAGUUUCUUGAAAAUAUGCAUAAUGAUGAUGGAUCCUUUACCAUGCACAAAGAUGGUGAAUUAGAUGUGAGAGGUGCUUACUGUGCCGCAGUUGUAGCUCAACUCAGUGGUAUACAUUCUGAUGAGCUUUUUGCCAACACUGGAGAAUGGAUAGCUAAGUGCCAAACUUUUGAAGGUGGGUUUGGAUCACGUCCUGGGACUGAAGCUCAUGGUGGUUACACUUUCUGCUCUCUUGCUGCCCUGAUAUUAUUAAACAAAACCCACCUCAUUAACAAAGAUCAACUUUUAGAUUGGGCUGUUCACAGACAGAUGAAAUUUGAAGGAGGUUUUCAGGGUCGGACAAAUAAAAUGGUCGAUGGAUGUUACUCAUUUUGGCAGGGUGGUGUUUUUCCAUUACUGCACCACAUUUUAAAGACUGAUCUCAAAAAUCUUGACGAGAAAGAAUGGCUCUUUUCGCAAGUGGCAUUGCAAGAUUACAUUCUGUUUUGCUGUCAGUACCCCAGUGGAGGCUUAGUUGACAAGCCAGGUAAAUCUCGAGACUACUAUCACACUUGUUACUGCCUCAGUGGUUUGUCGGUUGCGCAGCAUUCCUUUGAAAAUACUUUCAUAAGAGGGGAUCAGAACAAUCUCAUUGAACCAACUCAUCCAGUUUUCAACAUUGUUUUAAACAAGGCUGAUAAGAUGGCUAAAUAUCUUAGAAACAAAAGAAGUGUCAAUGAAGCGCCAUCAAAGUAAACGCCUUUAUAGGUAUUGAAAAAAACUUAAUAUUCUUCCUGGUAUUGUGAACAAGAUCUUCUGUUUUAGGAAAAUUCUGUUUGCCUAAAUUUAUGUUGGUACCUUUUUUACAGUUUACAGUUUAGAAUAUUUAAAAUCUGUACAAAGAAGCCCGGUUCUCUUAAAAUAAAUCUUAUUUCUGUUAUAUAUUUGAUAAUGUUUUAUCAAAUUUAUGAGUUUUGUCUAUGAAGCUUUCAUUCCAUUUGUUUGUAAUUGAGGACUUUAAUUUCUAUUUUGAACUUUUCAUCUACCUGAUAUACGGUAAAUUUCAAUGCACAUUCCUGCCGAACUGUUCCUAAAUUUAAUCUUAAUUUCAUUGAUAUUGUUCUAAAAAAUUACAAAUUAUUUUCCUUCUUGAUUCAUAACGC